AUGUUUUAUCCCCAAAUUAUUGUCUUUCUUCUAGUUGCAGCCGACAUGGCCCUUGGCGGGCUCAUCUCCAAUGGUUUUAUAGCUACAGUGAUUAUCAAAGAAUGGACCAAAUGCAGAAGCCUUGCUUCCAAUGAACAGCUCCUUCUGAGUCUGGGAAUAUCCAACAUUUGUGCCGUUAUUUUACAGACUGCAUCUACAAUUACUGAAUACAUGGUCAGCUUCAGAAACCAGUUAAUAUUGCCAGUAAUCUUCUUCUUUGCUUUCUUUGUGACUUUCUUCAGAUUCUGGCUCACUGCCUGGCUCUCUGUCUUCUAUUACAUCAAGAUUGUGAACAGCCCACAUUCCCUGUUCCUUUGGUGCAAAAUGAGGAUAUCAUGGCUAAUACACCGUCUUCUAAUUGGAUCUCUAGUCAUUUCCUUGCUCAUUUCCUUUCUAAUAUUCCAUAAGAUUCUUUUACAACUCCAGAGUGACAUAUCAGCCAACAUUACAAACAAGACUCAAGAAAAGACACUGAGAGCGACUAUUGGUUCUUCCAAAGUCUUAUUUUUAGUUACCGGAACUGUUUGUCCUUUUCUUGUGGUUUUAUUUUGCUCCAUCCUGUCUGUUGUGUUCCUCUGCAGACAUGUUCGCAGGAUGACAACUGAAAAGUCCAGUUUUAGAAGCCUCCAAACAGAAGCUCAUAUCAAGGCAGCUUGGACUGUGCUCUUCCUCUUAUUCGCUUAUGUACUCUUUUAUGUGGGGGAAACGUUGGUUCUAACCACAGAUUUGGGAGGAAAACAGAGCUUUGUUAUAUUCCUGAUCAUGCUGUAUUCUCCUGCUCAGGCUGCCAUCUUUGUGCUGGUUAAUCCCAAACUAAAGUGGGCAGCUACCCAAAUUCUUUUAAGAAUUUCUCAGAAACAAUGCAAGUGUACUGUUUGUUCACAUAUCUAA
Molecule: messenger RNA, 930 nt
Organism: Sceloporus undulatus (fence lizard)
Lineage: Eukaryota; Metazoa; Chordata; Lepidosauria; Squamata; Phrynosomatidae
Product: taste receptor type 2 member 7-like
Exons: 1
Coding region: 1-930 (309 amino acids)
Biological process (GO): detection of chemical stimulus involved in sensory perception of bitter taste; sensory perception of taste; G protein-coupled receptor signaling pathway
Cellular component (GO): membrane
Molecular function (GO): bitter taste receptor activity; G protein-coupled receptor activity
Source: RefSeq, a predicted model, not a curated record